UACCAGGCGAUAGCAGAGAGCUGCAUUGGAAGUGGAGCAGCCGGAUCUCAAAGCUGGCGGCUUUACCUGCUACGCCACAGCGCCACCCUGUUCUUACGUAUCGUGAAGACCAAAGGAGAAAGAGUGUGAAGCAGAGGAAUCCUUCCAGGAGAAGCUGCUCCCAGCUCGCUCUCCUGGGAGCAUGAGUCCAAGAAACAGGAAGUGCUGCUCCUGAGGAGAGAGACAUGGGCCCUGCCAGCUGUGCCUUCCUGGUGUUUCUUUUGCUGGGGUCUUACCCACGCUCUUUUCUGAGAAAGAAAGAUCUGAAGUCAGUAUGUGGGCGACCUGUACUCUCAAGCCGCAUUGUUGGAGGUCAGGAUGCUGUGGAGGGGCGCUGGCCCUGGCAAGUCAGCCUACAGCUGGCAGAUGCCCAUAUCUGUGGAGGUUCCCUCAUCAGCGAGAGGUGGAUACUGACAGCGGCACACUGCCUACAGAGGACAUGGAAUACAUUUUUAUAUAGUGUAUGGCUGGGAUCCACUAAAAUAGGCUAUUCAAGUAAAGCUGUGAAAUACUACGUGUCCAAGAUCAUCAUCCAUCCCAAAUAUGACAACAGAACCGCAGACAUUGCCUUGUUGAAACUGGCUUCCCAAGUCACCUUCACUUCUUUGAUCACACCCAUCUGCUUACCCACCAUCGCAAAGCAGCUGAAAAUUCCCCCUUCUUGUUGGGUGACUGGAUGGGGAAAAGUUAAGGAGAGUACAGACAACAAUCACCCUUCUGACCUCCAGGAAGUAGAACUACCCAUUAUUCACCGCCAGGCUUGUGAACGACUUUAUAAUCCAGUUGGUAUCUUCUUUCCAGAAAUGGAGCCAGUCAUCACAGAAGACAUGCUUUGUGCUGGUGAUACUCGGGGAAUGAAAGACAGUUGCCAGGGUGAUUCUGGAGGGCCUCUAUCGUGUGACAUUGAUGGUGUCUGGAUCCAGAUAGGCGUGGUAAACUGGGGAUUGGAAUGUGGUUCAUCUCUUCCUGGGGUCUAUACCAAUGUGACCUAUUACCAAAAAUGGAUUAACACCACUAUCUCAAGAGCGGAGGUCUGGCAUAGCAACAAUCUGAACUUAUCUAACUUCUUGGUCCUUACUGCACUACUCUCUUUGGCUUUCCUGGGACCCUCCUAUGCCUCUGGGCCUAACAUUACCAGGAGAGUAGGCAAUAUAGCUGAAGCUGCUGCUUGAGUAUUGGGCUGGAGAGGGAAUUCAUGGAGAAUAAAUCUCAGUCACCAGGAAUCUUGGUGUCCUUACUUAUAACUUGAAGGGAUUUUAUUGUUAAGGUUCUUGAUUUUGGAAGUAUGUUUUAUUGGUUUGAAUGUGAAUAGCUAAAAAAUAAGGCUGUCCCAUCCAUAAUGGUAUUUUUUGCCCCUAACUAAUGCACCUUGCAGGACAGGAAUGAUGUCCUCUAUGAGUAAUUAUUUGUGAACACAAAUUAAAUAGCUAUUGGAGAGGCAGGCAAGGCAAAAAUUGUAUGUGAUGGCAAAAGGGAAGGUCUUGAAAGUAUUAUAUCAAAGGUACACUUUAUACUCAUAGGUUGCAUCAUAGGAUUCUUACCUGUCCUAUACCCUAGUUCUCACUUCCUCCACUAAUCUACACUUUCCUUCCAACACUCUUCUAUUCCUCAGCCUAUAACAAGGGAUUUAAUUAGAAAUGUGUAUAUGUAGUUCAAUUCUGUAUUUUUCUGAAAUUUUUGCUUUUAAAAAUAUCAGUGUUAUCUACUACUAACAAUGGAUUGUUAUGAACUCAAGACCCGAGUUCUUGAGUUUCAACAUUUAGACCUAUCCAGGUUGCCUGUCACUUCUGUAGUAAAGCAUCUUAAAUGUUUAGAGCAGAAGAUUAUAUCCCUGCUUCCUUUUGUUAAACAUGGACUGUGCUACUCCCUUCUAUGCCUAGGCUGCCAGAACCAUAUUCCAAUUCUUUCUAUGCCUUGAAUCUCAGUUCACCCCUCACAUCCUCAAAGAA
Messenger RNA from Oryctolagus cuniculus (rabbit), 1988 nucleotides. The record is from RefSeq and is a predicted model, not a curated record. NCBI's taxonomy places the organism in Eukaryota, Metazoa, Chordata, Mammalia, Lagomorpha, Leporidae.